Mesorhabditis spiculigera is the source of this 1521-nucleotide messenger RNA. The record is from the annotation of a GenBank genome assembly. Lineage: Eukaryota; Metazoa; Nematoda; Chromadorea; Rhabditida; Rhabditidae.
AUGCCGACGUUUAAUGUUAAUAAUAUCUUGUUAUAUACAAGUUACACGUUGACAUGUUUGGAAGAUCGAGCAUGGUCCUUUGCUGUCGCUUUGACGAUGCAAGAACUGGGUGGAAUGCGAUUAGUUUCUAUUGAACAAUUUGCUGAGGGUAUCUCUUGCAUGCUGUUCUCAGGCUCGAUUGGAAAAUAUUGUGAUGAUGUUUCGAGGAGGAAAGGAAUAAUUAGCAUAGUCCCAUUGAAUAAUGUGGCUCUGAUGUGUGCAUGUGCUUGUUUUACCGUUUGUCUAUCGUUAAGUGAGGCGGCGAAUAAAACCUUGUACACUGGCAUCCUCGUUCUUGGGAUGCUACUCUGCGCGAUGAAUCGGCUUGGAUUAAACCAAGAGAAGAAUUGUAUCGGUAGAGAUUGGGUGAUGGUACUUGGGACUGGAGGAAGCUUAUCAAAACUGAAUGCUAUUCUAACCUCCCUAGAUCAAUUAGCAAAUGUUAUUUCGCCACUCAUUGCUGGAGCGCUUGUUUCUUUGAUCAAUCUGAAAACGACAGUAAUCGUGUUCGGAAUUGGCGGUGCAAUUUCUGUAGUUCUCAAAGCCAUAAUUUUGAAUAUGCUCCUACAAAAAGAACCCCGACUUCAUGUCAAAGAAAUUAAAGGCAAAACGCUGGGCAGUCAAGACGCAGUACUAGUUAAACCGAACGCUUUCCUCGAUGCAUUCCGUGUACUCGGUGUAUACUGGAAACAACAGAUUUUUGCUGCCGCUCUCGGCAUGGCUCUUCUUUUCAUGACUGUCCUAGGAUUCGAUGGGCUUGCGAUUGGCUACGGUCAAUCCGUAGGUCUGCCAGAUUCUCUUCUUGGUGGUUUCCGAUCUUUCGGAUCGCUUUGUGGUAUUCUUGGCGCACUUUCCUAUGCUUUCUUCGAAAGAAUGAUGGGUGUGCGGAAAACGGGAAUCUUUGGAUUAGCGUUCCAACAAGUAUGCCUAAUUAUUGCUGUGACUUCAAUAGUGAUGCCUGGCUCGCCAAUGGAUCUGGAUGGUUAUUUUGGGUCAAUAACACCAAAAAAAUGGUGGUCUGAUUUCAAAGACUCUUUCUCCCCGGUAACUACCGUGGCCCCGGCAAAUUCUACCGAAGGAAUCAAUUGGCAAGAUUUCACCUCGAAUGGCGAAAGCAUGAUUUCAAUCUUCGCUUUUUUGAUCGGGAUCGCUACAGCAAGAUUUGGUUUGUGGAUGGCUGAUUUGGCAAUUACACAAGUCAUGCAAGAAGGUGUCAUCGAGUCACAGCGGAAUACGGUUUUUGGUGUGCACAACGCUCUCUGCCAAACGUUUUCCGUGUUGAAAGACGUGAUGGUGAUUGUGUUACCAGAGGCGUCAACAUUUGCUAUCUGCAUGUUAAUUUCCUACGGUUUUGUUGCCGUUGGGUUUAUUGCAUACUUAUACUACCUCGUCAAGUACAAAAAUCCGUUACCCGAGAAAUCGCGGACGAUCACCGACGUAUUGGAGUCGAGGUCCGCUACGGAAAUACUGGAUUCAAGGCUU